AUGCAGGUGCCUCCAUACAACAGCCUAGCGGUAUCACCAUCUGCGAGGGGUACCUGCUUGGACGAACCCUCUAACACAGAGCUGUCAGCUCCACUAUUGUAUCCAGAGCCCACCACACUGCCAUUAUAUGCCGGGGUAAUCCCCGCAGCAAGCAGUCAGCUCUUUGACCUAUUACGAACGAAAUGGCUCCGCCAGCUGAUUCGGCCUCUGGCAUAUGACUCGCUGAUCGAAUUAUACCACCAGGAAUCAAUGGCCAUGGCGAUGUACACGCCAUUCUACAUGCACGCUCUGCUGGCUUGCUGUGCAGCCGAAUACCCGGUUGACGAUGCUAAUGGCAGCGCCAGGGAGGAGUUUUCGCGGUUAUCCAGGAAGCAUUAUAUUUGUUCCAUUACGGGUCUUCGGGAGGCUCUUAGGACUGCUGAGUCCAACAUCCAUAGAGAAGGGAUUAUUCGUACUGUUCUCAUACUUUGUAUAUUCGAAAGAGCUAAACCUUGGCCAUCCAGUGGAGUUGGUGCGCACCUUUCUGGACUCGCUCAGUUGAUACAAUCCGAGUCCGCAUGGGGGACACUGGACUGUCCAGUAUCUACCGUUGGAGUUGCUCAACGUCGCAUUGUACUAGAGGGCUUCGUAUUCCACGCGGCAACUAGCGUUCCCUUCCAGCCGCUCUCGGAUCAGCAGUCCAACUUGGACUGGACGAUGCGGUUUGCGCAGACCAAGCUUGAAAGUAUGUUUAGUGAAGGAAGUGCGGUGAAACCUGAUUCGCCAGUAUUGGGUGUUGAACCGAAGCUAUUCGUACUCGUCCGUGAACUCUCUUUGAUGCAUCGAGAAUAUGAACAGUCCCACGCGGACUGCAAUAAUCCUCGUCUUCAACGAGGCCAAACCCUCAGCGCAAUGCAAGAGCAGCUCUCAGUAUAUCGCCGUCUUUACUCGACGGCCCCAUGCCGUUCACCAAACUAUUUGGCACCGCGAACCCAGACUCUAUCGUCAGGCUAUGCAGAUGCCAGUGGUAACAACCCACUUUUAAUCGGACCAUUGUUAUACAUCACCGCCGCCGAGAUUUUACUCUCCGACAUAUUAGGCAAUGCAACCGCACAGAACCAUUUCGUGUCUGCGUUGAGUAUCCCAGGACUAGUCCUAGAAGGAGUCGAACUCGUUCGCCAACUCGACCCGACGAAGGACUAUUAUGCGGAAUAUUACGGAUGGCCUAUCUACGUUCUAGCGAAGUUUGUUUCACGCGAGCAAGACCGAAAGUGUCUUCUGUCUCAGGUGAAUGCGUUUUGGCAGGAGACGAGGAGUGGCACAAUGGCUAGAUUAGCGGAUAUACUGGGUAAUGGUGAUAGGAUAUCUACGUAA
Messenger RNA from Aspergillus puulaauensis, 1353 nucleotides. RefSeq lists its product as uncharacterized. Bases 1 to 1353 code for a protein of 450 amino acids. The transcript has 2 exons. NCBI's taxonomy places the organism in Eukaryota, Fungi, Ascomycota, Eurotiomycetes, Eurotiales, Aspergillaceae. The record is from RefSeq and is a predicted model, not a curated record.